This is a messenger RNA of Pseudogymnoascus verrucosus, 1646 nucleotides long. RefSeq lists its product as uncharacterized. Lineage: Eukaryota; Fungi; Ascomycota; Leotiomycetes; Thelebolales; Thelebolaceae. The transcript has a single exon. The record is from RefSeq and is a predicted model, not a curated record. Gene Ontology annotation, molecular function: alcohol dehydrogenase (NADP+) activity; zinc ion binding. Gene Ontology annotation, biological process: alcohol metabolic process. Bases 409 to 1629 code for a protein of 406 amino acids.
CCCGUGCCCUGUGUCCAUAUCUGGAAUUUUGGCGCAUCUCCAGUUUUCCCAACGACCGAGGUCUUUUUCAUGCAUCUCGGAUCGAUGUGCCGCUCUGUUAUAUCCGUACCGCCAGCUGCCGAUAUGAUGGCCCGUUGUAUUUAUAAGCAAGAAAGGGAGAUUGACGUAGGCGGCGACGCAUUGAGGCUCCACCGUCUUGGAAAUGGAGCGAAAUCUUGCAACUGCCGCGGUCUUGGAGAUAGUGCCCGGCGAUAAGAGGACGGAUAUAAACUUUACCAAGCAAUAAUGGAGAAGAACCAAGAAGUGAGCGGUAUGAUAUCGGGGAGAAAGUGAAACUUGUGCUUCUAUUUCAUUCCUUCUCCUAUAUUCUCAUUUGUAUAUAUAGGUAGGAAGAUUCUCUCAAACCGUAUGCCAAACAGUCCUCUUCACUACUCUCACAACAAGCAAUCUCUUACCAUCCUCAUAUCUUCUAUCAUCCUCAAAUCAAAUCUUAAGAUCUCUUCCAACCUCCCCAAAAUGGUCCCACAACCCGAAUUCAACGGCUGGCUCGGCCACGACGCCUCCGCCGCCGAAGGCAACAUGACCUGGGGUCCCUACACCCCCAAGCCGUUCACCGAGUCCGACAUCGACAUCCAAAUCACACACUGCGGCAUCUGCGGCUCAGACAUCCACACCCUCCGCUCCGGCUGGGGCGAGACCCCCUACCCCUGCGUCGUCGGGCACGAGAUAAUCGGCACGGCCAUCCGGGUCGGCUCGCAAGCCGCCAAGGAGCGCGGGAUCAAGAUCGGGGACCGCGUCGGCGUCGGCGCGCAAUCAGGCAGCUGUCUGAGGGAUGACUGCGAGUACUGCGCUGCGGGCGAGGAGACGCAUUGUCCUAAUAUGGUUAUGACGUAUGGAUCGAGGUUUGCGGAUGGGAGUAAGAGUUAUGGCGGGUAUGCGGAUUUCAGCCGGACGCCGGGGCACUUUGUGGUGAAGAUCCCGGAGGGGCUGGAGUCGGAGGAUGCGGCGCCGAUGAUGUGUGGGGGUGUGACUGUUUAUGCGCCGCUGAAGAGGAAUGGGUGCGGGACGACGGCGAAGAGGGUGGGUAUUGUGGGUGUUGGUGGCCUUGGACAUUUCGGGUUACUGUUUGCGAAGGCGCUGGGAGCGGAGAAGGUGGUUGCUAUUUCGAGGACUUCGGCGAAGAAGGCGGAUGCGGAGAAGAUGGGCGCGACGGGUUUCAUUGCGACGGAGGAUGAGAACUGGGCGAAGAAGAAUGCGGGGACGUUGGAUCUGAUCAUCUCGACUGUUUCGUCGCCGAAUAUGCCGUUGUCGGAGUAUCUGUCGCUGCUCGCGCCAAAGGGACAGUUCAUCCAGGUCGGUGCACCGGAGGAUGUCUUGCCGCCUAUCAGCGCCUUCUCUCUUAUUGUGAAGGGCAUCAAGCUUGGUGGAAGCUUGAUCGGAACACCGAAGGAUAUCGAGGAUAUGAUGCAACUUGCUGUGGAGAAGAAGGUGAAGCCAUGGAUCCAGACGGUUCCGAUGACAGAGGCGAACAAAGCGGUUGUCGAAUUCGAGGAGGGGAAGCCAAGAUAUAGGUUCUGCCUGGUUAACGAGAAGAACAUUGAGAAGCUGGCAAAUAGAGCUGCCAUUUAGAAUAUCAUAGAGUCACC